Cercopithifilaria johnstoni is the source of this 2163-nucleotide messenger RNA. Lineage: Eukaryota; Metazoa; Nematoda; Chromadorea; Rhabditida; Onchocercidae. The record is from the annotation of a GenBank genome assembly.
AUGGAGUUAUCAAUAAUAGGUGUAUUGGUAAUUGUCGAGUUUCUUUGUGUAGCUCAUUUUGAGACCAAAAUUUUGAUUAUAAAACCUGAAUGGAUUUUAGCAGUUGAUACAUAUCAGAAUGAUACGCAGCGCUUGAAAUUGUUGUUUUGCAUGGGGGAUCGACCAUAUCGAUACUCGGUGUAUGGAAAUAAACGGCGAAGAUUGGAGCCUGUCAGGCAACAAAUGGUUUCCACUAUUACACCGACAUCUGAUGAUGAUCAUAACGGCAACUUUGGUUUUUUCGCUUUCAUCACACGAUUCCUUGCACCAAUGACAAAUCUUUUUCGGCCAUCAGUUAAAUCAUUAGCAACUGCAAAAGCACGCAUGAGUAAACGAUCAGUAAAUGAUGAUAUUACACAUCAAAUGAACGGACAAGAAACUAGUGGAUCAAUGGCUGGCGAGGAUGACGAUGUGAUAUUUAUCAAACAAGAAGAUUCAAUAUUGUAUUCUUUGAUUUCAAAGAAAGAUUUGUGUUCUGGUAGAAGCACUGUUGAGCAGGUAGAAGACAAAGAAAACGAAAAGAAAGGAUCGAAAAAGGAAAAAAGGAAGUCAUCAAAUACCUUAACUGCAAUGCCAAUAUGGGGUAAAACUCAUAGUAAGGAUGUUUUUCGGGAAAACGGUGUGAAGGAUGAGACGCUGAAGUGCGAUUCUCCAUCACCGCAACCAGAGCAUAGUAUAAGUCAACAAAUUUCACCAUCGCUUUCGCGAACAGGUUCGGGUAUCUUAUCGGAUAAAUGGGAACGUCGACGGACAUUAUCUUCGGCCAAAAAUAUGUUUUUAUCAAGUCGUUAUUCACCAUAUAAGAUUUUUUCAUCGAGGAAUCUCGGUACUAGCAGGGAAGAGCGUUUUGGCAGACAGGCCAACGUUGUUGAUAAGGAAAGCAAAGAACGCUACAGAAAAUUUUUAGAAGAAGUGGGUAUUCUUAAAACGGGCACAAAACUUUCCCAGCACGAUGAAAGGAAGCCAUCAUCCAAAAAAACAGAUUAUCUUGAGCUCUUACACCGUGGCCAAUCUGCAUUAAAUUCCGUUUCACAAAGUGGAUCUUCAUCGACAUGCUCAUCUCGUAAAGGAUCCACUCGAGCGAACAGCUCGGAUAAUAUUGCUGUUUCAGAAGAAAAAAGCAGUAAUGGUAGUGAAUCCGCUCAAUACACAAAUGUGAAUCAGGAAAAAAUACAUUCAGUGAGCAGGGAAGUUCGUGUUAUUUGGAAUAUAGAGCAUCACGAUGAUUUCAAAGCCUUGUGGGAAAAAGAAAAAAGUACGAAACUACUAGCAGAGCAUCGUUUAGCAUUGUAUCGUCAACAAGCUACUCUAAGGGAUCGUCGAGCCAAGGAGCUAGUGAUUCAGAAGCGUUUAAUAGAAGAAGCACGACGGGAUGAGGAAUUGAGUUUGGAAGAGCAGUUGAGGAAAAAAUUGACUUUCACCGGAUACAUUUUUCGUUUGCGGAAGGCCAAGGAUGAAUUUCCAGAACUUGAUGAUGAAGCUUUACUACUGGUGGAACAUGCUUGGGACCGAAAAUUGCCGCUGAGUGAGAAAUUAUCUGAUGAAAUAACACGGAAAGAUUUGCUGACGUUGAAAGGGCUUGAUUGGCUUAACGAUGAAGUAGUCAAUUUUUAUAUGAAUCUCAUUUGUGAAAGGUCAAAAAAUGAUGCAAAUUUGCCGAAAGCGUACGCGUUCAAUUCAUUUUUUUAUUCUACGCUGAGUACCAAAGGAUAUGCGUCCGUUAGACGUUGGACACGUAAAAUUGAUGUAUUUUCAUACGAAAUAUUAUUAAUUCCUGUUCAUUUGGGUGCCCAUUGGUGUCUUGCUGUAAUUGAUUUUAAAAAUAGGAUAAUUGAUUAUUAUGAUUCAAUGGGUGGUAGUAAUGACCGCUGCUUGGAUAUACUGAGUGAAUAUCUUUGUGAGGAAUCGUUAGAUAAAAAGAAGCAAGAAUUCGACCUUAGUGGAUGGCAACUUAUGAAUCGUUAUGAUAUCCCGCAACAAAUGAAUGGUAGUGAUUGUGGAAUGUUUGCAUGUAAAUUUGCAGAAUAUGCAUCGCGUCGGGCUCAGAUCUCUUUCAAUCAGGAGCAUAUGCCAUAUUUUCGUGAGCGAAUGGUUUUUGAAAUAUGUCGGAAAAAGCUUUUAUAA